AUGCGAACUAAAACUGUUGAAGCGACAAAUGUAUACAGAAAAGACUUUAGAAGACAAGACAAAGAUCCACAACCACCGGCAAAGGAUGAAAGAGAGAAAUUUCAUGAUGAGGAGGAAGUAGAGUUGCCUAACUAUUUCGACCCUUACAACAUACGAGCUCAAUUAAAGAAGAUAGCUACAAAAUUUCCGGAUAUCAACAUAACGAUUGAAGUGAUCGGCCGCACUGUUGAGUACAAUGAAAUAGUUUUGUUAAAAGUGAGCGAAUUACCCUCCUCUAGAAGAGGAAAGUACGAAGAUACUUCCUUUGAAAAGAGAAUAAUUUUCAUCGUCCACGGUUUGGGUGUAAAAGGGAUAACUGAAAUACCGUGUCUUACGGAAGUUGCGAGUUUCCAAACACUUCUACACUAUUAUUUCGAGUUUUUGGAUAAGUUUGAUAUAUUUUUAAUACCAAUGGCCAAUCCUGAUGGAAUUACUUACCCGCGUGCGUUUUGGAACAAAAAUGUGUCUCAACAAAAGGCCUGUCCAGGUGUCGCAUUGGAUCGGAACUUCGAUGUGGCGUGGAAUUUCACCAAACUUAUUAGUUCGUGUAGUCAAAAUUAUCCGGGAUUCACGCCAUUUUCUGAACAAGAGACACAAGCUAUAAGAAAAAUAUUUCAUUAUUAUCACCACAAAAUAGUUGCAUACAUCAACGUACACGGAAAUGGCUUUGAUGAGAGGACUUUUAAGGGGGAAGCAGUAUUGUACCCGAAGGGUUAUACAGAGAUUCAAGAAGACGAUGACCAUUAUAUCGAUUUGAAGGGAGAGAUCGACGAGGCGAUGAGGAAUGCCAGCUUCCGGCUGAUGGCGGUCACUGUAGAUACACUCUAUAGCUGGUAUGGUAUUAUCGGCGGCGCCAGCGUUGACUAUGCUUCUACGGUAUUUGGUGUACCUUUCUCCUUGGAAUUUUUGAUGCAGCCUUAUUCCAUGAUAUUCAACUACAAUGCAUUUGAAAAUCAGGUGGCAUAUGAUUCUCUCAACGCGAUUUGGGGCCGGAUAAUUCGUGCCGUCUUCCAGUACAUAUGGGAAAGCUCUCGAUAUAUACAAAAGAGACGCCAGUCAAAACUUAUUAGGCGUCCAGGCAAGAUUCAAUUCAGAAAGCAUAAUAGAGUUUAAUUUUAAUCAACUGAGAAUUCCUUUAAUUCAAAAAAGUUAGUUAGAAAUGAUAUUUAUGCCAGUAAUAAAAUAAAAAAAUAAUAAGUAACA
Molecule: messenger RNA, 1242 nt
Organism: Papilio polytes (common Mormon)
Lineage: Eukaryota; Metazoa; Arthropoda; Insecta; Lepidoptera; Papilionidae
Product: carboxypeptidase A1-like
Exons: 8
Coding region: 1-1152 (383 amino acids)
Biological process (GO): proteolysis
Molecular function (GO): zinc ion binding; metallocarboxypeptidase activity
Source: RefSeq, a predicted model, not a curated record